Arabis nemorensis is the source of this 606-nucleotide messenger RNA. Lineage: Eukaryota; Viridiplantae; Streptophyta; Magnoliopsida; Brassicales; Brassicaceae. The record is from the annotation of a GenBank genome assembly.
AUGCUAGGGGAAGGAGGACUCCAGAGGAGCCUGAACAGCUUCCUGAGCAGCCUGUGCGGCCUACUCCUCCUCCCCCGCAAGAGUCUGACCGCUAGGGCCAUCAAUGCCCUAGUCUCUGAUACCGAGCUGCGCUUCCAACUCGCCCCUUCGCUGGCAGAAGUGGAUGACCUGAGGGCCCGGCUGGAGGGGGCGAACCAUCGCUUGGCGCGCCUAGAGAGGCGCAAGCUGGAGUACGAGCAGAGAGUUCGGCGCCAUAUCGAGGUGGAUAGGAGGGCAGAGCUAAACUUUAUGAUGCACCUGGUGGCAGCCAACGACCUCCUUAGCUUCCUUAAAUGGGAGGUACGUAGAGUGGCUACAUCAAAGGAAGAGGCCGUGGCUACUGCGGUGAAGGAAGCGCGUACGGAGAUGGCUGCCAAGCUAGAAGCCGUGAAGGAUAAGUUCAGGAGGAAGGAGGCGAAAAUCACAGCGGAGAUUCACCUGCAGGAGCGGCUUGCAAACCUCCAGCUCCUAAAGGAUCUCUCCGUGGGCAAGACUACCAUUUCAGAGGAAAUGAAGAGGCUCACCGCAGAACACCGGCUACGAAGAAGGCCUUGGCCAAUGCGGUAG